AUGCAGGCGAAUGGAACGCUGAGACGGAACCAGUACUCGUGGAACACCAACGCCAACCUCCUCUUCAUUGACACGCCGGUCAAUGUGGGCUUCUCCUACUCGACAAGCUUCAACUCCGCAAACUCCACAAACUCCACAAACUCCACCACCACCACCACCGACGACCUCCGCACGGCGGAGCUAAACUACGCCGCUCUGCAGUCCUUCUACCGGAAGUUCCCCCACCUCCUUCAGAACGUGCUCAUUCUGGCCGGCCAGAGCUACGCCGGCGUCUACCUGCCCACCCUGGCGAUGCACAUCCUGGAGCGGAACUUUCCGCCCCACUUUCGCGGCAUCUCGCUGGGCAAUCCGCUCCUCGACCACCGCUACGUCGUCCACUCGCCACUUCAGCUCGGCCACGACCACCGGCUGGUCAAUGAGACCGUUUGGCGGCGGCUGUUGAAGGAGUGCAACUGUGGCGGCGGUGAUGAUAAUAACUCCCAAAACUCCAGCGACAGUACUGACGCCAUCCUCUCCUGUCCCUUCCUCCCGCUCACCUGGACCAGCUCCUCGCUGCCCGAGCUGGAGCCGCCCACCUGUGACGCCCUCUACCACCAGAUCUACCUGCACCUGUACAAGCUGGCGCACAACGCCUACAACUACCGCCAGAGCUGCGCCACCCGCGAGGACACCUUCAUCUGUCGGACGGAGCGCGACGAGGCCGCCUUCCGCUGGCUCAAUCGAGCCGACGUACAGCGGGCGCUUUCCGUCGAGUCUCCCCCGAUGGAG
Rhagoletis zephyria (snowberry fruit fly) is the source of this 768-nucleotide messenger RNA. NCBI's taxonomy places the organism in Eukaryota, Metazoa, Arthropoda, Insecta, Diptera, Tephritidae. The record is from RefSeq and is a predicted model, not a curated record.